Messenger RNA from Cimex lectularius (bed bug), 1364 nucleotides. RefSeq names its product RIB43A-like with coiled-coils protein 1. The record is from RefSeq and is a predicted model, not a curated record. Lineage: Eukaryota; Metazoa; Arthropoda; Insecta; Hemiptera; Cimicidae. The coding region runs from base 99 to 1238 and encodes 379 amino acids. The transcript is spliced from 2 exons.
UGAAUUCUUUGUUUCUUUAUUAGGUUCUAACAUUUGUACCUUUUUUUCCUUUUUGUGAUAUUCUAGUUGUAAACAAAUUAAAAUAAUUUCUUUCCAAAAUGUUGCCUAUACUCAACCAACCCGAUCUGAAAGAGGUGGCAAAAAUAGAGAGAUACAAGAUGGUCGAAAAUGAAAGGCGGAAAAGAAUAUUUAACGCUAAGCAGAGGCAGAUCGGAGUCGACUUUGACACCCUUCAGUACCAGAUUCAGGAAAAGAAAGAACGUGAAAAGGCAGAGAAAAUUGAGGAAAUGAAAUACUUAGAGAAGCAGAAGUUAGACGGACAUGUUUUAGAACAGCUAGUGAAGAGGGAGGCUGAGGAGAAAAGGAGAGUCGGCCAACAAAUUGAUGAAUAUAGGAAGAGGUAUCAAAAGUUCGAGGACAGGAGGGAGUUUGAUUUAAACGAUCCUAACAGGUUUAAAAAAGAUAUUUUUGAGCCAGACAUUAAUGAUCCUCGAUUUGGGAUAUCUUCACUUAAGAGAUUUGAAGGUUCAGAAGACGGUGAAACGAGUGAAAUAAGAAAACGUAUUUUACAGGACCAACAACAAAGUUGGCUUCUUCAACAAAUGCUGGAAAAGGAAAAGGCGAAGAGAGAUAUGAAACUGGCCGACCAGAUUUACGAAGAGGCCAUGAAAGCGAGAGACGAUAGAUUUUUCGCCAUGAAGACGAUGGAAGACGAAUGUAAAAGGAAAUUAGAAAUCGCUACAAAAGAGUACAACAAAGCCAUGGCGGUCAAGAAGCUAAGAGACGAGAUUGAAGAAAUGCGUAUAAACAUGGAAGACGAAUAUACUCAUAAGAUAAAUCAAAUCUCCAGCGAUUUUUUGAGCGAGACAAAAGACUCGAGAAGCGCGCUUAAUCCGAAUCGCCCGGUCACGACAAUGUUCAAAGGUCUAUCGGAUGAUAAGUUAAAGGAAAUCAGACGAGCUCAAUUGAAGCAGAUCGAAGAGAAAAAAGCGAUAAAACGCGCUGAAGAGUUGGAAGAACAUUAUUACUACACGUAUCAAGAACAGAUACAAAAGUCACUGCAAAUCGCUGAUGCUAUACAAGGCAAAAAGGAGAUUAAAAACGGCGAAGAGCUCAGACUGGAAAAUAAGAGGCUUAUGGAGGAACACAAAGCUAAGUUGAACUAUUUGAACAACGUUGUCUAUACAAACAGACCAUCACCAGAGUAUUUCGAUCAAUUCAACACUUCAACAAGAUAGGUCAGAAAAUUCUACGAUGAUGACGAUAAAUCAUUCAAGCAGGUCAGAAAAUUGUAUGAUGAUGUCGCUAAAUCAUUCUAGCUUUUAGUUUAUUCAACACAAAUAAAUAGAACCAUACUAAUUAAA